UGGAAUUGUAUUGUGCCGACUGUGUUGUCGAUUCAAUUCACGUGGAAGCAAGAAGUGAGCAACAUGGCGGCGGCAGAUCAAAGCAUCGGUAUGAUGGAUGGCGCGUACUUUGUCGGGCGCAAGGAGAUCCUAGACUGGGUAAAUGCCACGUGCGGCCUGGGACUGACGAAGGUCGAGCAGACGUGCACAGGUGCGGUCGCGUGUCAGAUCCUUGACGCAAUCUACCCGGGGAAAGUCCCGAUGUCCAAGGUCGACUGGAGCGCCAACAAAGACUACGAGUACAUCCAAAACUACAAAAUUCUGCAAAAAGCGUUCGCGACGCUCAAGAUUGAUCGGUUCAUCGAAGUCGACAAGCUCAUUCGAGGAAAGUACCAAGACAACUUGGAGUUCAUGCAGUGGUACAAGCGAUUUUACGAAUUGAACGCUGGCGGGUCGUCGGACUACGAUCCGAUUGCAACUCGAGAAAAGGGAAAGGGUGGUGCAGCUUACACGGCAAAGUACAAGUAUGCUGGGGCAACGACGGCCCCUUCCAGUGCGCCCGCGGCCAAGAAGCGUCCCGUUGCGGCAUCAUCCAAAGCUGGAUCUGCGAAACCUCCUGGUGCUCCUGUAUCUGUCGAGAAGGAGAAAUCGAUUCGUCGAACGAGUGAUUCCGCCGCCAGCAACAAAGAGAUUGAAGAUCUGACGCGGGAAAACGAAGAAUUGGCUGAAGCGAACUCGAUCUGCCGUAGCCAGGUACGAGUUUCGACCUUACUUAAGUCUCAUGGGCCAUUGCUGGGACUUCCUCUGCGAUCGUAUGCAGAUCGAAGGCUUGGAAAAGGAGCGAGACUUCUACUUUGGCAAGCUGCGCGACAUUGAGUCCAUGCUCCAGGAACUAGAUGAGUCGCAACACACGGACAUCAUCAAGAAGAUUUUCGAGGUUCUGUACGCCGCGGAAGGUGACUUUAGCGUUCCUGACGACGAGCACGACGUUGGCGCCGAGGACGAAUUGAUGUAGUUUCUCCCCAACGAGUCGUUUCAGGUUCCGCCUGGCAACAAUUUCAGCCAAUGGAACGACUUUUUGAAAUUUUCAUCCAAUCAAAUGAAUCAAAAUUGAAAUAUGGGCCAAUCCACA
Messenger RNA from Aphanomyces invadans, 1111 nucleotides. RefSeq lists its product as hypothetical. The record is from RefSeq and is a predicted model, not a curated record. Lineage: Eukaryota; Oomycota; Saprolegniomycetes; Saprolegniales; Verrucalvaceae. Gene Ontology annotation, molecular function: microtubule plus-end binding. Gene Ontology annotation, cellular component: cytoplasmic microtubule; spindle midzone; microtubule organizing center. Bases 64 to 855 code for a protein of 263 amino acids. The transcript has 2 exons. Gene Ontology annotation, biological process: regulation of microtubule polymerization or depolymerization; protein localization to microtubule plus-end; spindle assembly.